Echinops telfairi (small Madagascar hedgehog) is the source of this 4127-nucleotide messenger RNA. RefSeq names its product FLII actin remodeling protein (gene FLII). The record is from RefSeq and is a predicted model, not a curated record. Gene Ontology annotation, molecular function: actin filament binding; phosphatidylinositol-4,5-bisphosphate binding. Gene Ontology annotation, biological process: actin filament severing; barbed-end actin filament capping; myofibril assembly. Lineage: Eukaryota; Metazoa; Chordata; Mammalia; Afrosoricida; Tenrecidae. The transcript is spliced from 30 exons. The coding region runs from base 17 to 3814 and encodes 1265 amino acids. Gene Ontology annotation, cellular component: nucleus; cytoplasm; actin cytoskeleton.
CUGCGAGAGCGGCGCCAUGGAGGCCACCGGGGUGCUGCCGUUCGUGCGAGGCGUGGACCUGAGCGGCAACGACUUCAAGGGUGGCUACUUCCCUGAGAAUGUCAAGGCCAUGACCAGCCUGCGGUGGCUGAAGCUGAACCGAACGGGUCUGUGCUACCUGCCGGAGGAGCUGGCUGCCCUGCAGAAGCUGGAACACUUGUCUGUGAGCCACAACCAUCUGACGACGCUUCACGGGGAAUUGUCCAGUCUGCCGUCCCUGAGGGCCAUCGUCGCUCGAGCCAACAAUCUGAAGAACUCCGGAGUCCCCGACGACAUCUUCAAGCUGGACGACCUCUCGGUCUUGGACUUGAGCCACAACCAACUGACUGAGUGUCCGAGGGAGCUAGAGAAUGCCAAAAACAUGCUGGUCCUGAACCUCAGCCACAACAGCAUCGACAACAUCCCCAACCAGCUCUUCAUCAACCUCACGGACCUGCUGUACCUGGACCUCAGCGAGAACCGCCUGGAGAGCUUGCCGCCGCAGAUGCGCCGUCUGGUGCAGCUGCAGACGCUCGUGCUCAAUGGGAACCCGCUGCUGCACGCCCAGCUACGGCAGCUGCCGGCUAUGCUGGCCCUGCAGACGCUGCAUCUGCGGAACACGCAGCGCACCCAGAGCAAUCUCCCCACCAGCCUGGAGGGCCUGAGCAGCCUCACAGACGUGGACCUGUCCUGCAAUGACCUGGCCCGGGUGCCCGAGUGCCUGUACACCCUCCCCAGCCUGCGCCGCCUCAACCUCAGCAGUAACCAGAUCGCAGAGCUGUCCCUGUGCAUAGACCAGUGGGUGCACGUGGAGACCCUGAACCUGUCUCGAAAUCAGCUCACCUCACUGCCCUCAGCCAUCUGCAAGCUGACCAAGCUGAAGAAGCUGUACCUCAACUCCAACAAGCUGGACUUCGACGGGCUGCCCUCGGGCAUCGGCAAGCUGGCCAGCCUGGAGGAGUUCAUGGCUGCCAACAACAACCUGGAGCUCAUUCCAGAGAGCCUCUGCAGAUGCACGAAGCUGCGGAAACUCGUGCUGAACAAGAACCGCCUGGUCACCCUCCCAGAGGCCGUCCACUUCCUGACAGAGAUUGAGGUUCUAGAUGUGCGGGAGAACCCCAGCCUGGUCAUGCCACCCAAGCCCACCGACCGCGCCGCCGAGUGGUACAACAUCGACUUCUCGCUACAGAACCAGCUGCGGCUGGCAGGCGCCUCUCCUGCCACUGUGGCUGCAGCAACAGCUGGCAGUGGGCCCAAGGAUCCCUUGGCUCGGAAGAUGCGGCUGCGGAGACGCAAGGACUCUGCCCAGGAUGACCAGGCCAAGCAGGUGUUGAAGGGCAUGUCGGACGUGGCUCAGGAGAAGAAUAAGAAGCAAGAGGAGAGCGCAGAUGUCCCAGGACCCGGGGGGAAGGUGCGGCGCUGGGACCAGGGCCUGGAGAAGCCGCGCCUGGACUACUCGGAGUUCUUCACGGAGGAUGUGGGCCAGCUGCCUGGCCUGACCAUCUGGCAGAUUGAGAACUUCGUGCCUGUGCUGGUGGAAGAAGCCUUCCACGGCAAGUUCUACGAGGCGGACUGCUACAUUGUGCUCAAGACCUUUCUGGACGACAGCGGCUCCCUGAGCUGGGAGAUCUACUACUGGAUCGGCGGGGAGGCCACCCUCGACAAGAAGGCUUGCUCAGCCAUCCACGCUGUGAACCUGCGCAACUACCUGGGCGCCGAGUGCCGCACCGUGCGGGAGGAGAUGGGCGACGAGAGUGAGGAAUUCUUGCAGGUGUUUGACCAUGACAUUUCCUACAUUGAGGGCGGGACAGCCAGUGGCUUCUACACAGUGGAGGACACACACUAUGUCACCAGGAUGUACCGUGUGUACGGGAAAAAGAACAUUAAGUUGGAGCCUGUGCCACUCAAAGGGGCCUCCUUGGAUCCAAGGUUUGUUUUCCUGCUGGACAGAGGACUGGACAUCUAUGUGUGGCGGGGAUCCCAGGCUACGCUGGGCAGCACCACCAAGGCCAGACUCUUUGCAGAGAAAAUCAACAAGAACGAGCGGAAGGGGAAGGCAGAGAUCACACUGCUGGGGCAGGGCCUGGAGCCGCCCGAGUUCUGGGAGGCACUGGGUGGGGAACCCUCGGAGAUCAAGAUACAUGUGCCUGACGAUUUCGGGCCGCCCUCCCCGAAGCUGUAUAAGGUGGGCCUGGGCCUGGGCUACCUCGAGCUGCCACAGAUCAACUACAAACUCUCAGUGGAGCACAAGACCAGGCCAAAGGUGGAGCUGAUGCCUGCCAUGCGCCUGCUGCAGAGCCUGCUGGACACACGCUGCGUGUACAUCCUGGAUUGCUGGUCCGACGUGUUCAUCUGGCUGGGGCGCAAGUCCCCUCGCCUAGUGCGGGCAGCAGCCCUCAAGCUGGGCCAGGAGCUAUGUGGCAUGUUGCACCGGCCACGCCACGCAGCCGUCAGCCGCAGCCUGGAGGGCACUGAGGCGCAGGUGUUCAAGGCGAAGUUUAAGAACUGGGACGACGUGCUGACGGUGGACUAUACACGCAAUGCCGAGGCCGUGCUGCAAGGCCAGGGCCUGGCCGGGAAGGUGAAGCGCGACACGGAGAAGAAGGACCAGAUGAAGGCCGACCUCACCGCGCUCUUCCUGCCGCGGCAGCCCCCCAUGGCCUUGGCCGAGGCCGAGCAGCUGAUGGAGGAGUGGAACGAGGAUCUGGAUGGCAUGGAGGGCUUUGUGCUCGAGGGCAAGAAGUUCGCACGGCUUCCGGAGGAGGAGUUUGGCCAUUUCCACACACAAGACUGCUACGUCUUCCUGUGCAGGUACUGGGUGCCCGUGGAGUACGAGGAGAAGAAGGAAGAGGAGGAGGAAGAGAAGGCCGCGGCGGAUGGCAAGGCGGGCGAGGAGGCCGCGGCGGAGGAGAAGCAGCCCGAGGAGGACUUCCAGUGCAUCGUGUACUUCUGGCAGGGCCGCGAGGCCUCCAACAUGGGAUGGCUCACCUUCACCUUCAGCCUGCAGAAGAAGUUCGAGAGCCUCUUCCCGGGCAAGCUGGAGGUGGUACGCAUGACGCAGCAGCAGGAAAACCCCAAAUUCCUGUCCCAUUUCAAGAGAAAGUUCAUCAUCCACCGGGGCAAGAGGAAGGCGGCCCAGGGUACCCUUCAGCCAAGCCUCUACCAGAUCCGCACCAACGGCAGUGCCCUCUGCACCCGGUGCAUCCAGAUCAGCACAGACUCCAGCCUCCUCAACUCUGAAUUCUGCUUCAUCCUCAAGGUUCCCUUUGAGAGCGAGGAUAACCAGGGCAUCGUGUACGCAUGGGUGGGCCGGGCCUCAGACCCCGAUGAGGCGAAGCUGGCCGAGGAGAUCCUGAACACCAUGUUUGACGCCUCCUACAGCAAGCAGGUCAUUGACGAAGGCGAGGAGCCCGAGAACUUCUUCUGGGUGGGCCUUGGGGCCCGGAAGCCUUAUGACGACGAUGCUGAGUACAUGAAGCACACUCGGCUCUUCCGGUGCUCCAAUGAGAAGGGCUUCUUCGCGGUGACCGAGAAGUGCUCUGACUUCUGCCAGGAUGACCUGGCCGAUGAUGACAUCAUGCUGCUGGACAACGGCCAGGAGGUCUACAUGUGGGUAGGCACCCAGACAAGCCAGGUGGAAAUCAAGCUCAGUCUGAAAGCCUGCCAGGUGUAUAUCCAGCACCUGCGCUCCAAAGAGCAGCCCCGCCGCCUGCGCUUGGUGCGAAAGGGCAACGAGCAGCACGCCUUCACCCGCUGCUUCCACGCCUGGAGCGCCUUCCGGAAGGCCCUGACCUAGGGCAGCCUCACAGCGCCACCCCACCUGCCCCCAGCAGUGCCCACCACCACUCCAGGCUCUGGGUGAGGGAGGCCCGGGGACCCUCUGCCCUCCCACCUGCUAGAACCAGUCCCUGCACAGCAGCCCCAGGGCCCAGUCUCCAGCAGCACCAACAUGGGUGUCACGCCUGCAAGGUGCCCUCGGAGCUGGGAAACACGGCUCCUUCCAGUGAGCAAGGGUGUGAAGCCCUUCCCCACCUUGGUUAAAGCAGGCAUCUUUGCCCUUGGAGAUAUUAAAUGCUUUUAUUUUCAAUAUUAAAAAUCAGUAUUUUUAA